GCUUUUUCAGAAUUUCAAUUCAUUGAAACCCAUGUCCAACGGUCGCUCUUACUUUAUUGACUUAAUUUAUACUUUUGUAAAUAAUGAAAUCCAUUUUCUUGGCUCAUUUUAAGCCUUUUGCCAUGGGUUUCUCAGACUUUUGCUUGUGUGUAAGUUCUUGUUUCCGGUCAUGCUGGUGUACUUGAUGCAGCUGUCUGAAGCCCUCAGUCUUGUUUAUUUUAUUAUUCUUUUUCAUAAAAACUGUCACAUUAGAAACCUUUGGUUUUUCAACCUAGUGUUUUUUAGCUUACGGCUUAACUAGGAUGAACAAUUUUCUUUGGUUUAAGUCUGUGCUGGGAUUGUGUUUUUAAUAUAAGAUUUUUUUUCAGGUUAUAUUAAACUAGAGCUCGUAAUGUUUCGAAUGUAGAUUUAUACUAUAAAAUGAAAAGCCAAGUGUAUGUUGGCUUUUUUUUUUCUUCUUUUUUUUAAAUUCACUUUUGAUACUGUGAAAAUCUUUCGUUCAGAAAGAUUAAAACAAUACAGUUUUUGGCAAAAAUUAAAGUGUGGUCGUUAUUUGUAAAUUUGUCUGGUUUGAAAUCUACUUCAAGACUGAUUUAAAUAUGCGUAUAAGUCAAGUUUGACCCUUCUGCGGCACCGUUCGACGUCAGCGUUUGUGGUGGCUGAACGUUCGCAUUAACCAAGUCCUCGAAAUUGAUUCCAUAUUAUUUUAUAUUUAGUCGUCUUUUUAUCUUAAUAUAAUUUAUUGGAAAUUUGAGUAAAAAUGGAAACCGAAAAUCGUCCAAAAAAGCGAUCCCAUGGAGAGGAGGAAAAUUCCGGUUCAGAAGGAUCAGAGGAUGAUGAUUAUGUUCCGUACGUUCCGGUCAAAAUCAGAAAACAACAAAUGCUGCAAAAGAUGCUGCGGCUGCGAGGAAAAGCAGUGGACGAGGAGCAGAAGGACAGUGGGGAGGAGCAGAGGGAUGAGGAUGAGGGUCUCGGUCCGCGCUCCAACGUCAGUCUGCUGGACCAGCAUCAGCACCUAAAAGAAAAAGCUGAAGCUCGUAAGGAGUCGGCCAAAGAGAAGCAGCUAAAGGAGGAGGAGAAGAUUCUCGAAAGCGUCGCUGAGGGCCGAGCUUUGAUGUCUGUGAAGGAAAUGGCCAAAGGUAUCAUAUAUGAUGAUCCUAUUAAAACAAGCUGGAAGGCGCCGCGCUACAUCCUGAAUAUGCCUGAAACCAGGCAUGAACGCGUCAGGAAGAAAUUCCACAUCCUGGUUGAUGGAGAUGGCAUCCCGGCCCCAAUCAAAAGCUUCAGAGAGAUGAAGUUUCCACCAGCAAUUCUGAAAGGUUUAAAAAAGAAGGGAAUUGUGCAUCCAACACCCAUUCAAAUUCAAGGAAUCCCCACAGUUUUGUCAGGUCGAGACAUGAUUGGAAUUGCCUUCACUGGAUCUGGAAAGACUCUGGUGUUCACUCUGCCAAUCAUCAUGUUUGCUCUGGAGCAGGAGAAGAGGCUCCCUUUCUUCAAGAGAGAGGGACCGUAUGGACUCAUCAUCUGUCCUUCACGAGAGUUGGCGAGGCAGACCCACAGCAUCAUCGAGUAUUACUGCAAGCUGCUGGAGGAGGAAGGAGCCCCCCAGCUCCGCACUGCCCUGUGCAUCGGGGGAAUGUCUGUCAAGGAGCAGAUGGAGGUCGUUAAACAUGGCGUUCACAUGAUGGUUGCCACUCCUGGAAGACUGAUGGAUUUAUUGCAGAAGAAGAUGGUCAGUCUGGACAUUUGUCGAUACCUGGCUCUGGAUGAAGCUGACCGGAUGAUUGACAUGGGCUUUGAAGAAGACAUCAGGACCAUCUUCUCUUAUUUCAAGGGACAAAGGCAAACCCUUCUUUUCAGUGCAACUAUGCCCAAGAAGAUCCAGAACUUUGCUAAGAGUGCUUUGGUCAAACCGGUCACCAUUAAUGUGGGGAGAGCCGGAGCUGCCAGCCUGGACGUCAUUCAAGAAGUGGAAUAUGUCAAAGAAGAAGCUAAGAUGGUUUACCUUCUGGAGUGUCUGCAGAAAACUCCGCCUCCUGUUCUCAUCUUUGCUGAGAAGAAGGCGGACGUGGACGCCAUCCAUGAGUAUCUGCUGCUGAAAGGAGUGGAGGCAGUGGCCAUACAUGGAGGAAAAGACCAAGAAGAAAGAACUAAAGCCAUAGAAGCAUUUAAAGAAGGGAAGAAAGAUGUUUUAGUUGCUACAGAUGUCGCCUCCAAAGGUUUGGAUUUCCCUGCUAUUCAACAUGUUGUGAACUAUGACAUGCCGGAAGAGAUCGAAAACUACGUCCACAGGAUUGGAAGAACCGGGCGAUCGGGAAAGACCGGCAUCGCCACGACCUUCAUCAACAAAGCUUGUGACGAGUCGGUGCUGAUGGACCUGAAAGCUCUGCUAAUCGAAGCCAAGCAGAGGGUUCCUCCCGUCCUCCAAGUUCUCCAGACGGGAGACGAAACCAUGCUGGACAUUGGAGGGGAGAGAGGCUGCACGUUCUGCGGUGGCCUGGGCCAUCGUAUCACAGACUGUCCCAAGCUGGAGGCCAUGCAGACCAAGCAGGUCACCAACAUCGGGCGGAAAGACUACCUGGCUCAUAGCUCGAUGGACUUUUAAUGACGUUUUCUGCAUGUGUCUCAUCGGUGUCCAGCAGAUGUGAGAAACCUUUGUUAGGUCUGUGCUGGAGGUGUCAUGUCACUGAGAAGAAGGAAGUGUAUUUAAUUACCACCUGAUAUCAGAUUAGGUGUUUGUUUUUUAUUUUUUCCUCAAAAUUUAGUUUUAUUUUGUAAUUGCCUUUUUGUAAAAAAAAAAUAUUUUGAGCUUUGACGUUGUAAAUAAAACUGCUAUUCUUGGCGAGCUUCUGUGACGUCUGGAAAAAUAAAAAAGUGUGGCAUCACUCUG
Molecule: messenger RNA, 2890 nt
Organism: Oryzias melastigma (Indian medaka)
Lineage: Eukaryota; Metazoa; Chordata; Actinopteri; Beloniformes; Adrianichthyidae
Product: probable ATP-dependent RNA helicase DDX41
Exons: 17
Coding region: 761-2605 (614 amino acids)
Biological process (GO): mRNA splicing, via spliceosome
Cellular component (GO): spliceosomal complex
Molecular function (GO): zinc ion binding; ATP binding; RNA helicase activity
Source: RefSeq, a predicted model, not a curated record